This is a messenger RNA of Polyodon spathula (Mississippi paddlefish), 2331 nucleotides long. RefSeq names its product arfaptin-1-like. Gene Ontology annotation, cellular component: trans-Golgi network membrane. Bases 445 to 1470 code for a protein of 341 amino acids. Gene Ontology annotation, molecular function: phospholipid binding; protein domain specific binding. Gene Ontology annotation, biological process: regulation of Arp2/3 complex-mediated actin nucleation; intracellular protein transport. NCBI's taxonomy places the organism in Eukaryota, Metazoa, Chordata, Actinopteri, Acipenseriformes, Polyodontidae. The transcript has 8 exons. The record is from RefSeq and is a predicted model, not a curated record.
ACAUUACUGCAAAUUGUUUCCAGCAAGAACUCUGUGAUAUACGCACCGGGACGGUCUUUUUUUUUUUUGCGUGUAUGGACAGAAAACUGUCAGCCUUUUUAAAAAAAAAAAAAAAAAAAAAAAAAUCCCAAUUCGGCUCUAUUUCCGAAUGCUGCUCCAUAACACGCCACAGUAUUAAAAGCGCAGCACGCACAAAAAAUAGGAAAUGUUGUCAGAGUUUCAGUUCGGUUGUAUUUUCAUCAGCACUCGUCUCCUCAACUACAGAAAAUCCAGUUUUUUUGAAGCAAGGUUCAAGGUUGUUUGCUAACUGACAGAGUUAGGGGGGCAAUUUGUGUGCUGAUCUGCAUCGUUUUUCUCCUUUCAGCCAUGCUUGCUGUCAGUGCUGUUUUUUCAAACUGUAAAUCCGACACUGCGUACAAGGAUUAAAUAGCCAAGGAGACUAAAAUGGCCCAGGAAUCCCCAAGAAACACAGCCGCUGAAAUCUCAGUGACCAGUAACAGAGAUUCAGAUGGCACACGUGAAGAUGCUUUCCAGAUGGACCUGAAACAUGGCAUGUCUGGUGGAGUGAAUUUGUCAGAAAACCACAUCUCUUCAAGUAACUAUGGGGCCACAGCAGAGGGAAUCAUUGAAGCAGGGCCAAAAAAAGACAUGAUGAAAGUUGAACCUGUAAGUGGGCCAGUAGUUCUUUCAGAUGACCUUAAGAAUCCUGCAAUGGAGAAGCUAGAGCUUGUGAGAAAAUGGAGCAUCAACACAUACAAAUGCACAAGACAGAUCCUGUCAGAGAAGUUGGGGCGAGGUUCUAGAACUGUGGACUUGGAGCUGGAGGCACAGAUAGAAAUUCUGCGAGACAACAAGAGGAAGUACGAGUAUGUGGUGAAACUGGCGCAGACACUGGGAUCACAGCUGUACCAGAUGGUGCAGACCCAGAGGCAGCUCGGAGAUGCUUUUGCAGACCUCAGUUUAAAAUCGCUCGAGCUCCACGAGGAGUUUGGCUUCAAUGCAGAGACCCAAAAACUUCUGUCCAAAAAUGGGGAGACGCUCUUGGGGGCCAUUAACUUUUUCAUUUGUAGUGUGAAGACCUUGGUAGACAAAACCAUUGAAGACACCAUGGUCAACAUCAAACAAUAUGAAAAUGCCAGGGUAGAGUACGAUGCAUACCGUACAGAUUUAGAGGAGCUUAAUCUUGGACCUCGGGAUGCCACUACAGUUCCAAAGAUUGAGCAAUCUCAGUAUGCAUUCCAGGCAUGCAGAGAGAAAUAUGAAAAAAUGCGCAACGAUGUCUCUAUUAAACUGAAAUUUUUGGAAGAAAACAAGGUAAAAGUAUUGCACAAUCAGCUGGUUCUCUUCCACAACGCUAUUGCAGCUUACUAUGCCGGGAACCAGAAGCAGCUUGAACAGACCCUCAAACAGUUCCACAUCAAGUUGAAAACUCCCGGAGCAGACACCCCAUCCUGGCUGGAAGAGCAAUAAUCACACUAGGAACCACACUGACGACCAGCUAAUCUGUUGAUCAAAUCAGUAAAGCUAGAGGAGGUGGGUAGGCUUAGAAAGGGGAGUGGAAGUGUAGGGAAGAGAAGAUUAAAUUAACAAUAUUUUUCCGUUUUUGUUUCUGCUCUCUUUUGUAGAAUCGUAGCAUUUAAACGAAGAAUAUUUAUCAAAAAUGCAUUUUUGUGAAUUGAAACCUAAUUUUUACUCCUGAAAAGUCAUGUUUCCUGUGUUUUAUAUGUGGGAUAAUUAAGAAACCAUCUAGGGACAUUUUUGCACUGAAAAGAUUCCUUUUGUGAUCAUGUCUUUGAUUAAAUUGUCUUCUGUUCGGAUGUUGAAAGCUUGUUCUAGGAUUAUUGUUGGCGUCUGAAAUGAAAUUUGUAUAUUAAACAUGUUAACAAAGGCAGAGCAAUACGAAAAUGAAUCUUCAUGCAGCUCCCAUUCUGCCUCAGCGGCUGCUGUUGACAUGCAAACUGCACUCCAGAUAGCAGAACACAUUUUUAAGUACGCUGAACUUGUUUAUAAAACGAGGGCCAUUUGCAGUGUAUCAACUCAAUGGGUGUUAACAUUGUCUUUUUAUAUUAAUAGAGGGUGUGUGUUUUUUUGUUUUUGUGGGUUGUGUUUUGUUGUUUUCUGAGCACCAAAUUGAACACCAGUUAUAUUUUAUAAUUCUAAUAUGAAAAGAUGGAUCAGCCUUAACAUGAAACUGUGUGCCUUUUUUAAACAACAGUUGAAAUGGUUUUGUGAACUGCAAGUUGAGUUAAUCAAAACCGUACGUAACAAAGCUUGAGUGUUCUUUUCAACUUUGUCAUAUACUUUAUAUUUUCUUUACUAACCAAACUUAAU